AUCGCCGAGGCCAGUCGUUAAUGGCUGUAAGUUUGCGGGCGCGUUCUUUGGACUAUCGAAGAAGUUGAUUUCAUCCAUAGACAGUGAAUGAGGAACCUACACACGAAGCCACUAGCAGCAAGAAAAUCAUCGACAAUACAAAAAAGUAUAACUUUGAAAAAAAAUACGGCAAGUUUCGAGUGUGGGAGCCGCUAGCAGCAAAUUGUAUUCUUUCAUUACUGCUGUUUUUUGGUCUCUACAGCAUCUUUUGCUUUACGCAUCAGAAGAGGUUCUUAAGUUCUUUGUAGUGAAUGAUUGUAAAGUUUUUGUUGAAUCAGUGCAAACCCAUAUUGAAGAAUAUUGAACGAAGUUGCGAAAAUCUCACUUUUGUUUGAUAGCUCCAAGUGACCUAUAUUCUAUGUAGAAAUUGAAGCUUUGAGGAACAUCCCAAAAUUGUGAACGCUAAACGAAUGGGUCUUUGUUGCAAGGCUUUGGUGUGCAUUAGAGGGACCAAUGUGUGCAGCAAACUAGCUCUCGGCAGCAUGUACUUACCGUACUGGAGCUUACAUCAACUCCUGUAAAAGCCUCGUACGUUCCCUUCGUUGACGAAAAGGGCUGUAAACAAACUUGUACAUUAGUGCGCGUUGUAGGUGGGCAAAGGGUAGCGACGUUGCGGUGUAGGAUGUCAAGAAGCAGUAGUUGAGCAUACGGCAGCAUAGGCAACCAUCAGCCUCCGUUUGCUAACAACGCGGCAACGACGACACACAGUGCGGUGCUUGCCAAGUGUGUAGUGUCAUUUUUAAUGCUAACCUGACCACAGACAGUACGGAAGCCGACGGGCACUGAGCAGAGUUCGUGUAUUUGCUACCACCGAAAGAGCAUGGUAAAUCAUUGGCUCCAUCCGGAUCCAACAUCGUCCGAGCUAGUUACAUCUCCAGUACUGCUCGAGGGACGUCUAUGUAGCUGCCCGAAGGUUGUUAAUUGAAAUGAACUUCUGAUUGCAGCAGCUGUGUUUCGUUUCACAAAAAAAGAAUAUAAAUUUUCGUUAUAGAAGUGCAUGGCUGUUUCCAGCAGGAGCAAAAGUUACAAAAAAGUGUCUGCCUGUCGGAGAAGUCGAAACACAUGGGACAAGUAGUCAGGCGGUAAAGUGUAAAGUUUUUAAUUGAAGAAGUCAACCAAGACAUAUCACGGAGGUGAUAGGGGUGUGGUGCAAAAGUUAGACUCAAGUGACACUAAGUUUGUUACAAUGGUCGCUAUAAAGCUACGAAAAUCAGGAAUCAACAGCGGAAGGAAGUGAACAUAAAGAGCCGAGUGAACGAGAAAACAGUAGCUUUGUAGUAAAAGUCGUCUGAAUUUCCAUUCAGUUAGUUAAAAGAGCGUGAGAUAAGCAAAGAAAGGAAAACAAAAACGAAUGUGCAACGGAAGCUUAUCGGAAGAGGCAGCGUGAAGCAAAUUACCUUUCAGUUUUCUGCGUAGCUUACGGGUAAGGAGCGCAACAGUGCGGUGGGAAGUGACUGGUGGGCAGUAAGUGGAGGCGCAUUGUGGCGUGUGGGAAAGCAACGAAAUCAAAGGUGUCUGAUAUCGGCGAACCGAGCGAAGCGGAUCAACAGCAGGCGGACCGAUGUAGUGAUAAUCUGCAACCACCAAUUUCGCCAUCGCCGUCGAUGGCAACUAUUGAUUCAGCAUCAUCCUGGCAUGGAGGAGGAACCUGUCGUAAUCAAUGUGCCACGCGGAUUGCCGAGCUGGCCAGUUUUCAAUUUCUAUUCGCAGGCAUCAGCCACUCGAAAUGGAACAAACAGCCAUAGCGCAUAGCAUGGUACCUUCUGUUGAGAAUGUCUCGGACGUAAAGUUAUCACAAAACGUCGACCGGAAGCGCGGCAAUUUGGACGUGAAUCUGGAUCGAAAGUUCCUAACCAAUAAUAAUAGCACUAGCAUGAAAUGUUUGCAAUUCAUUACACCACCUGAUCCACCGCCGCCGCCAGCUCUUUUGUUCGAUUUCGUAGUCGAAAAGACCAUUCAGAAUCAACAACAGCAAAAACUGCAACACAGUCUCCUAGAUAGCGAUCUUAAAAGUUUUGAAAACCUUAGCUUUACUAGCAAUAGCGACAAGCAGUCGGCGAAUAGUCAACUAGAUAAAGUAGCUUCAACCAAUUUUUCUAGCAUAAUAACACAGCCAGUAAUACGAACCGAAGAGAUAGACGAAAAGGAAGCUAGCAUGCCGAAAACAGAUCUGGUAGAUAAUGACGAUCUGAUAGAAGCAAGCAAUAGGAGCGAAUCUCAGCUGGACAUCCACACUGCGGGAGUGUCAUUCAGGGGGCGUGUACUUCCUAAGCUGCAGACACUAGACCAAACUCGACCAAUUUAUCCGAACGUACCUUAUAGCCCGUACAACAGUCCUUACGGUAGCCCACGAAGCGGUCGGCGGCGCGCUCCGCUGCGGGAAUCCCGCCGGGUGUCGAUCGAACAGUCGGGCAGUUUCCUACAGCUGAAUCAGUACAAACUCUUAGAUCAAAUUGGACAGGGUUCCUAUGGACUGGUAAAACUGGCAUAUUCAGAAGAAGAUUCCACACAUUAUGCCAUGAAGAUUCUCUCUAAGCGCAAAUUGCUUCGUAAGGCGGGUCUUAUGCGCCGUGGACCAAAGCGAGGUACCUCUCCGCUCGAUAGGGUGUAUCGAGAAAUUGCUGUGCUCAAAAAGCUGGAUCACCCCAACGUAGUGAAACUAGUCGAAGUUCUGGAUGACCCCUUGGAGGAUUCAUUGUACUUAGUGUUUGAGCUAGUACAGCACGGAGAAGUUCUUAGUAUACCUACCGAUACUCCGCUGAGUGAGGAACGUGCCUGGAAUGUUUUCAGAGAUGUUAUUUUGGGAGUUGAAUAUCUUCAUUACCAACGGAUAAUUCACGGCGAUCUUAAGCCGGCCAACUUGCUGCUAUCCGAUUCGGGUAGUGUAAAAGUUGCCGAUUUGGGGGUUUGCAAUGAAUUCCUCGGUGAAGAUGCAGCCAUGAAUAACGGAUCGACAGCUGGUACACCUGCUUUCAGAGCUCCAGAAACGUUGCUUCCCGGGCAGCUAGUUUACAAUGGAAAAGCGGCAGACAUAUGGGCACUAGGGGCAACGCUGUACUCUCUAGUCCACGGGAAUGUUCCUUUCAUUGCUACUUCGGUUCCUGGUGUAUAUGAAAAAAUCAAAAAUGACCCUGUGAAUUUUUCUCCAGCCGGUUUAAUUAGCUCGGAGCUUCAGGACCUGAUUGAAUCUACGCUGCACAAAGAUCCUCAGGCUCGGAUAACGCUUCCCCAGAUUAAAGAACAUUGUUGGAUCACGAAGUUCGGUCUGCACAGGUUGCCAAGUGAGGAGGAAAACUGCCGACUGGUCCAAAUCAGCGACGAAGACAUGACGUCUGUUGUGAAGAGCAUUCCAAAACUGGACACCCUCAUACUUAUAAAGACCAUGCUGAAAAAACAUUCGUUCCUAAAUCCUUUCACUAAGGCCAUUUCUGGCAGAACACCACAGCUGGGAGGCUCUAGAAUCGAGCGGUUUAGCCGAUCUGGUCGGUCUAACUCGGCACCCGGAGAUUAUCACACAUCGGAAAGGCAACCUUCCAAUGAAUCUCUGCUACCGUCGGUAACCGAAGGCGUGUCCAGUCCAAACGAAAGCCCGGAAGAGCUACCAUCGCCAGGCAAAUCGCCUGCUGGAACUGAAUUGAACACUUCCCAGCAAUUAUUGAAGAAAGCGAUUGCUGAAUACACCGAGCAACAAGAUUCAAACCAAACCUAUCCCGGGACCUCGGAGCAAAUGGUAACUGAUGACAACACCGCAUAGAUGUAGUCUGCUGCUUUUAGAAACUGCACUGCGCUUCGUCGUACUCACUCGAAAGAUAGACAUUUGAAUCAUUCCUUUCUCUUUUUUCUAGCACAUGCCAAAUCAAACAUACAUAGAAAUUCUUCUCUGAUUCGAUGCUAGUGAAUUCUUCCUCUUUUCCACGUUUCCAGAGAUCUUAAAACCGGAAGCAAUCAUUCAAGAGCUAAUCAGAUUUGGCUGUAGACAAAACGUGAUAUGUUAGAUUUGCAUUUUGGGUUCCAGUUUAUGGGACUUAACUAGACAUUAUUCCGUCUAUUUGGUAGAAAUUGUAAAUCGUAAGUUGUAAGGUAUCCAUAGAUCACGUUUAUUUUUCAUUUUAAUGUAUUGUUCAAUUUUAUUCGUACUUACAGUGUAUACAAUAUUUUGACAAAUUUUCAUAUCUUGCCGUUAUCAGAAAAGAACUAAACGUAAAGAAUAGCUUUGAACAUGUUUUUAAAUGUUGUUGAUAAAAGUUAGAUACAGAGAAAUGUACAUAUUUUACAAUUUUUGAUCUUUUAAAACGUAACCAACUAAGCCAUGUGUUUUAGGAAGAAUAAUAAUAAUUACAUUUUCGACCAAAAAUUGAAUGUUAAAGUUAGAAUAACCCGAUAAUGAAAAGUCUGUUUCAAAAUAGCAGAAUCGGAAUUUCAGAAAGUUACGCUUUAACAACAAAAUACUUAUAGAAUAUAAUGAAUAAAACCGGUACAACCGGCUUAUAACGUUGUUCGAAAAUAAAUUUGGCCAAAACACUUAUUGCAAAACAUCAUACUUAAAAUCUUAUGAACGCAAUUUUUCAUAGAUAUAUUACGUAAACUAGCAGAAAAAACUCUUUGGCGUCAGAAUCUCACUGUGAAAUUUCUAAAGCAAAAAUAGGAUAAACGUUUGUAUAACAACAGAAAUAACCCACAAUGAUAGAUUUUCAUCCACUUAAGCUUUUAUAUCAAUCCUAAAGCAUACUUAACUACAUACUUGAGCUGACCACAUUUUCACGUUUUAUUGACAUGUGCACACAAGGGACCAUUCAUGUUUUGAAUACCUAGUUGCACUAAUCAUAUAGACUACUAUCAAAAAUGUGUGUAAAUUACCAUCUCUUACAGCCCCCAAAGCAAAGCACUGAAUUCAUGCUGCUUCUUGGCAAAGUACUUUCCCCGUAUCGCUCCUAUCAGUAAAAUUACGAACAUACAAAUAUCAUCCCAAAAAUUGAUAGAGUCAAUACAACGAGCAAAAUUUAAAGUUUAUAAAGCAAUUAUGUGAUUGUUGAGUCCAUUCUAACAGUGUAGGAGCGAUGAGGACGCAUUGAAAAAUCAAUUAUUGAAUUUUUUAAAACCGUCGGUCCAUUAAAUGUUAAGCUCAAGUGAGAUAAAGACAAAAUCGUUUAGCGUAUUAAGAAGAGAUACUUGAGCGAAUCAAAUGUAAACUAUGAAACCACUCCUUUGAAAUAAUAUCUCAGCAUAUCAGGUAAAACUAAACAUUCAGCUAUAUAUUCAGAAUAUAAGCAUUUAAUCGCUCUCUGGUAAUUUCCGCUUUUAUUACUAUCAUAACAAAAAUUUGAACAAGCAUACUCAAAAAAAACAAUUUCUUGAUAUGAGAACAAUAGUUAAAAUUCAAAUAACCGUUUGUAAUCACAUGACUCUGUAUUUACAAAAUUUGAACAGAAAACACAGUUUCAGCAUACAUCUGCUUAUAUAAAUUAAAAUAAUUCAUCUUACAUUUUUCACAAAUAUAAAAUCGUUACAGAUCGGCGUUAUAGUAGUGUGCAUGUAGGGGAAGGGCGGUAAAGACGGACACUGCGGGAAAGACGGACACUUGUCAUAUUUCAUAAACAAUAAUUUUUUGAAGCAAAUCAAUGAUGGGAAAUGUUUCUAUAGAUUGAAUUAACACUUUUGAACUAAACUGCCGAUUUUUAGCAGCGUAGCUGACAAAUUUAUAAGCAAAACAAAGAAAAAAUGCGUAUAUACGCUAACCGAUGUAAUUUUGUGCGUGAAGAAAAUAGCUGGUAAAUCUUUAAAAAACAACAUAUUCAUGCUAAACCGACGACAUUGCGUUAGUUUGAUCUUUCACUGAAUAUCCAUUGGAAACCUAGUGAAUUUUUGAAUAUUCAGUAAAAAGUUAUUGAAGUUUGAAAAAAUGGUAUCCAAGUCGGGAAAGACGGACACCCAACGGUAGGGAAAGACGGACACACAGAUUUUGAACCCAUUUUGCCCAACAACGAUUUAACAUUGCAAAUACUUACAUAUUAUAUAUGUAAAAGUAACCAGAAGUCAUAUAGCAGUUGCAAUGAGCCAACUUUUAGAAACGAUUAAUUCGUCACCAAUUAAAAUAUUGAAGGGAACCAUACUAUUUUCUCGCUCAAAGGGGGGAUCGGGAAGGGGGUUUUACCAAACCAAUUCUUUCCUAAAUACAUGAUGAAAUAUGUUAAUUUUUCUUAAUACUGUUAAUUCAACGACGCGUGACACCUUUUUGCGUGUGUCCGUCUUUCCCAUAUCAAGUGUCCGUCUUUCCCGCCCAUGCACAGAAACUCUGAUUUAUACAUGAUGUUUAUAAUAUUAAAAAAAGCAUAAAUUUUGGAAGAAAUUUUACAGCACACGUUGUAACUUUAUUAGACAGAGACUUAAAGGUUCAGUUUAUACGAAAAUUGGGAUCAAUACAGUUAUAUUUGAGUAGAUAUUGAGUCUUUACCUUAAGGUGUCCGUCUUUACCGCCCUUCCCCUACUUGAGAGUUCAACAACAAGGUCGUCAGAGUCCUUUUAUGGCACCGAAUAUCACCCUUCUCUUCGCUUCUUCAGUGUACCAACAUGCUCCCAUAGACUCGGGAAACCAUCACAAAAAAAAAAAAAAUUAGUUCAACUAACCUGCUAGCCGUAAUAAGAUCUUGCAACUCGAAACACUAAACAUUGCAGUCUAUAGGUUCUAUUACUUUUUGGGGCAUAAAUAACACUAAAUAAUGAGAUUUCUGCCCAAUUAAACUCAUCACUAUAUUUUCACUUUUUCGCCGUCGAUUUUUCAUUAAUUUUAAUUUAAUUUUAAAACUGUUCACUUGAAUUGAUAUGAAAAACUUUACUUCGUUUCGAUUGAAUUUAGAAUCCGCGACCGUCGUUGUUGUACGUUACCAAGGAAACGGGUGUAUCUGUGGAGUGAUGUCAUAUUUACGUUGAGCAUGAAAUUGACCAAUAAAUUUCGCUAUUAAAUUAACGGUCGUAAAGUGUCGAAAAUAUACUUAUAAAAUUUACUGAUAAAAAAUUCACCGUAAACAGCAUUUUAUGUGAAAAAACUACAGUCGGAUCUCGUUCAACAGCAAACAUGGAUACGCGAUUCUACGUUUCAUAAUUGUUCACAACAGAUUAUUACCUACUACUAGCAACUCUGUUUUCGUCGUGAAAGUACUGAAAUCAGUAAAAAAUGCAACUGGACCCUGACGACCUUCACCUUAAAUUUCUAUAAAAGAAUAAAACAAAUAGAUAUCACAUUGUUCUUUCAUACUUCAAACUAGUUUGUUCAUUCCGUCACUGCUUAAUAAAAUAUUAAUUUAAUUUAUCUAAUGUUAGUUUGAUACAUAUUAAUAAAACACUUCUACUAUCUACAAUAAACUGAGCAUUCCAUAUACUUACGUGUGGUUCCGGUGAAAACAGAUAUAAUUGGAUUCGGACUAAAUACUAUUGAACGUACAAUUCUUAACAACUCAUUUUAUUCCCCUCUAGCCGAAUAUUAUUUGUUCAUACCACCUAACAUUUUCAUGAACUCACAUCAGUUUUAAGUUCGACGGUCUCUAUCUCUUUUAGUUUAGCGAAGGAGCGCAACCAAUCAUUAAGCUAUUCUUAAACUCAGUAGGGUUGCAGCACACUACCAAACGCGAGCUAAGCUUUUCAAAAAUGAUUUUGAGUAUAUCGCACAUGACAUGGUACGAAAUCUAGGUUCUCUUAACUAUACAUUUGAUCAGUCAUACAAACAGGCUACAGUUUUCUCUAAAAUCUUUUCUAUUAUACUAGUAUUUCUCAAAUCCGCAUUGAUAUCUUUAUCUGGAAGGAUAAUAACGAAGAACGACAGUAAAAUCAUAGAAACGGUAAUGCAACAGAAUGAACAAAUCAAGUACUUAUUCUACCUGUACGAAUUUACCUUGCUAAAAACAACAAAAAUACAAAACAAAUGAUUCGAUAAUAUACUGAUUAAAAGAAAUACGAUUUGUUAAAUUUUGCGCAGAUUUUUGUCCCAAUUAGAACGCUUAAGCAUCCGGAUCAAUAGUUUAGAAAUUAGUAAAAAUUGUAUUUAAGAAUUCAUAUUUUGAAAUUGCUUUUCUGGAAUAAAUCACACCAAG
Sabethes cyaneus is the source of this 8123-nucleotide messenger RNA. RefSeq names its product calcium/calmodulin-dependent protein kinase kinase 1. The transcript has 9 exons. The coding region runs from base 1700 to 3793 and encodes 697 amino acids. Gene Ontology annotation, cellular component: cytoplasm. Gene Ontology annotation, biological process: positive regulation of protein kinase activity; protein phosphorylation; intracellular signal transduction. Gene Ontology annotation, molecular function: ATP binding; calcium/calmodulin-dependent protein kinase activity; calmodulin binding. NCBI's taxonomy places the organism in Eukaryota, Metazoa, Arthropoda, Insecta, Diptera, Culicidae. The record is from RefSeq and is a predicted model, not a curated record.